GUUCCCGCAUCAAGGGUUACUCUGCCACUGCACCAUUAUAGACAAGUCACGCUUUUGGUUAGGCUCUUGAGUUGACUAAUAGUUAUCGGACAUUGGUUCUUCUGUUUUGGACCCUGCCUUCUUGGACUGUCUCGUCGCGCACAACCUUAGUUUAUAAUAAAACCCACUGAACAUCAUGUCCUCGUCUUGGAGUCCUGCAUUUGGGUCCACCCGUGCACCGUCGGUUCAUGGCAAAUGGUGACGUCACGUGCACGAGCUCUACUCGGAUACUUGAUCAUAAUGAAACAAGCAAGCAAGGCCCGAGCCAUACUUUGAACCCGAGUUUCAAAGAAAUGAAACCCGCGCGGGUCAGGACUUCGCACCACGCGAAAAAAAACAAACAAAAAAGAAUCUCAUCUGUCAGCACAACUCAUCGAGAACUGCGAGCCAAGCGGGUCUUUUUUCUGCUCCCCCCCAGCAAUAAAUCACGAGCUGAACAUGUCACAGUCGGUCGACAUGGAGACCAAUCGGCACACACGUGAAUGUGGUGACGGAUAAAUGAGUGGACGCCUGGAAGUGACGCACAACUUGAUGUCGUGGAUUUUGACCGACUGUGGGAGGAGAACCGCCACUCAAGACUGUGAUGCAACUACUCCACUUUUGACAAUGUCUUGCGGUCAUUCCCUGGACGGGAGCUUCCCACCUUCCCCGGCCGAGGACGGCGGCGGCUCCAAGCGCCUGUCCUGGGGCAGCCUGCUGCAGAGGCUCGCCGAGCUCAAGGGACUCAAUCACAGGCGGUGCAACGACAGUGAUGCCGGUUCCAUAGCAGACAUGUCGCUAUCUAACUCCGAGAGCAGCUUCCUCUCUUAUCCUUCCGAGGAGAGCCUGGCCGCAGAGCUGGUGGCCACCAUAGAAGAAUCCCUCCACGGGGCGGCGCACCUCCUGGGCUGCUCCCGUCUCCUCGUACCCGACUCCCUCCUGGACCACGUGGGCCAGGAGCUGGUCCACUUGGCGGUCAGCGAGCCGUGCGGCCUGCGGGGAGCGCUCAUCGACCUGUGCGUGGACAAGGGCGAGCCGGGGUCCCCGCGCUGCGUGGACGAGAUCGCCGUGGACGCCGCCCUGGUGCCCACCUUCCACGUGACCCUUGUGCUGAGGGCCGAGUCGGGCGGACUGUGGCCCAAGGUCCGGAGGCUCUUUCGAACAAGCCGGUCCGAGCCGACGUGCGAGACACCUGCGAGGCAGCAACACUCUCUAAGACUGAGUUCCGGCUUCAGGGCCAUGAAGCGGAAGUUGUACUGUUCGGGGGAGCUUCUCAUUGAAGAGUGCUCCUGACCAAAAACCACUCCGUGACUUAAAAAGUCUCAAAUGAACAUGUUAAGUGAGACUAAGUGCACAAUCCCAAAAACUAUUUGUACUUCUGUAGCAGCUUCUCACCUGGUUGCAGGUGAAGUUUUUUUCAUGCCAUUAUUUCAGACUAGUUUUAAAGUUGCUCAAAAGGACAACUUUGGUACUUGAUUUUCAGACGUUACAUCCUAUUUUGUACUGAAGGCUAAUAAAUUAUUUUCUAUGAAUUUUGUCUUUCUGUCUGUGAUUGGCAUGAUUUAGCCAUCGUGGGC
Molecule: messenger RNA, 1595 nt
Organism: Syngnathoides biaculeatus (alligator pipefish)
Lineage: Eukaryota; Metazoa; Chordata; Actinopteri; Syngnathiformes; Syngnathidae
Product: DNA damage-inducible transcript 4 protein-like
Exons: 4
Coding region: 538-1311 (257 amino acids)
Biological process (GO): apoptotic process; response to hypoxia; negative regulation of TOR signaling
Cellular component (GO): cytoplasm
Molecular function (GO): 14-3-3 protein binding
Source: RefSeq, a predicted model, not a curated record